This is a messenger RNA of Zingiber officinale, 2033 nucleotides long. Its product is annotated as squamosa promoter-binding-like protein 12. The coding region runs from base 515 to 1807 and encodes 430 amino acids. Gene Ontology annotation, cellular component: nucleus. Gene Ontology annotation, molecular function: DNA binding. Lineage: Eukaryota; Viridiplantae; Streptophyta; Magnoliopsida; Zingiberales; Zingiberaceae. The transcript has 5 exons. The record is from RefSeq and is a predicted model, not a curated record.
AAGAAUAUCAUGAUUGCUCCUGAAUGCAUGUUGGUUACGUCUUUCGUCUUGAAGUGUAGAUAGGUUACCAUGUUGAAGAACAGGAGUCUUCGGUGGUACUAAGCUAGAGUGGUAGGCUAAUAAAACGGGUACUUUGGAUUGUUGGAUAGAAUAAAUUCUGUAAAGGAGAGAAUAAAAUCAUUAAAGGUUGUUGUUUAUGUCGGAGUAGUAAUCCACAUGUGUGAUUCAUGGCAAAAGCUUAGUCAAUUAUGACGGCUAGGUGCUCCUUAAUCUGGGGGUAUUCUCUUCUUUUGUUUGAAUUGAAAUGAACUUCUAAGAUAAUUUUCAUGCUUGGAAGUUGAGUUUUACAAAACUAGCUAACGUUUACUUGAAUAGAUUUUGGGCUGUUCUAACCUCCUUGUAGAGCUGCAAAAAGUUUCGGUUGCAGAUUGUUUCAUCUAAACUUGGUCUGCUUUCCAUAAUUCUAAGAGGAUAGUUAUUCAGAGUUGUCUUUCCUGUAAAUAGUCCCUCUUGGAUGGAUUGGACUUCAGUGGCUCCUUUGCCGUGGGACUACAGUUGCUUGCCUCUUGUCAGUGGAAAAGAAGAUGAGAAUCUAAAACCUAUCCAACAACUUGACCGAGUCUAUGAUCCCCAUUGGACUACCAGUUACUGGAAUGACAAUGGAUCAGUAUAUUCAUCCAGCAAUACUGAAUUUUCUGGUUCAGAAAUAGGUAAAUUUCAACCAAAAAGCUUCUUGUCAGUAUCUAUUGGUCUACCGUCCAAGGCAGGAACCAUAACACCGCAAUCAACCUUAGCUUUAGUGAAACAACCUCCUGAGAGCUUGAAGGAGAAUAAAGACGUGGACAGGGUGGACGCCAGCAUUCUUCAUAGGGUAGUGGUUCCAUGUAGUAGUAAGAAACCUCUUAUUAGUCCUAAGAUCUGCAAGGGGACGUAUUUGGAAGGUAUGUCUGAAGAAAGCAACAUAGAUUCUUCUUAUUUGGUGUCCAUGAACCUCUCCAAUGGUUUGGUUAAAAAAGUAAAGGCAUCACAGCAGAACAUAAAGAAUUCAUAUUGCCAAGUUGAUGGUUGUAAUGCAAAUCUCAGCAGUUGCAAAGACUAUCACAGGAAGCAUAGAGUCUGUGGAAGCCAUUCCAAGGCUCCCAAGGUUAUUAUUGAUGGGCAGAUCUGCAGGUUCUGUCAACAAUGUAGCAGGUUUCAUAAUCUAUCCGAGUUUGAUCAGAAUAAACGAAGCUGCCGAAGACGCUUAAUUGAACAUAAUGCUCGACGACGCAGACAAUUUCCAAAGACAAUUUCAUUUGGUUCGGCCACAUUUUCUUCAUCAAGUUAUGAUGAUAGCUGGCAAACAAGUUCCAUUGUUGGUCAGCUUUCUUUUGGUCAGGUGACAGAUAUGGACUGUCACAGAUGGGCUGACUUAAGUGGUUUUGACCUCAGUCCUAAUGGAUGGGUAACUUCAAGUAGAUUAGGAGGCGCUAAUGGACAACUACAUUUUCCCAAUGCUGGAGUAUCAAAAAACAUGUUAACUGUUCACCAUGAUUUCAAUAAGUUAUUGCCUUUCAAUGACAUGAACGCUGAGUCAUUCAAUAAAGAUCCAGUAGCACCUGCUUGUGCUUAUAAAUUCAAUGGAGCACCGAAUCCGUGUGUUCUCUCUCUUCUGUCAACUGAAUCUUGUUUUCCACACAAGGCACAAUCGAAUUUCGAGUUUGUGAACCCAAUCAGUUUUGUAACAACUCAGACUAAAGAAACAGGCGGCAUCUGGCAAGAACAGCAGCCACCGAUCAGACUAGACAUGCAAAACAAUCUAAGCUAACUCUGGGACUUCCAAUUACACAGGACGCCCAAGGAGUCCUUCGACUUCAAUCGGAUGUUAUGAGCACUUUAAGGAGAGCCAAUCUGAAUGUUUUCUUGUAGAUUGAGUGUAUUGUACUGUACGUAGUCGUAGUUUCCACUUUAUGAUCCCAUGUACUCGUCGUUUUGAAGAAUCCUAGGUACUGGAAAUUUUAACUUCAAAUGAUCGCCCAUUAUAUCUUUUCAGA